AUGGCGUUACGAUUCGGGCCCCCAAAGGCAGACCAAAGAGUCAUGCCAGCCAAGCCCACAAAGGGACAUUUCUUGUUCGCUCACCAGGAAUUCCAGCGCGUACCCUGGUGGAAGAGAAAGAAUAUGCGUACCCUGUAUAUCUACAUCGUCGUCCUCAUCAUGACUAACACAGCGAACGGUUUCGAUGGCUCCAUGAUGAACGGUCUCCAAACCCUUUCCUACUGGGAAGAUUACUUCAAUCACCCUCACGGCUCGCUUCUCGGCCUCUUUAAUGCCUCUAUGAGUCUUGGCUCAUUGCUCGGUUUGUUCGUUGUGCCUUACAUGAUCGAUACCUGGGGCCGUAGGCUCGGAUGUUUUGUUGGAUGCCUUAUCAUGCUGCUUGCAGUGGGUCUGCAGUCUGGCGCCACUGGCUUUGGCAUGUUCAUCGCUGCCCGUCUCCUUAUUGGAUUCGGUGACUGUAUCGUUCUCGGGAGUGCCCCACUCUUGAUCGCAGAAAUCGCACAUCCACAAGACCGUGCCAUUCUUGUCACGCUUAGUGCUGCUUCUUAUCACUCUGGGGCCUUCAUUGCUAGCUGGGUAACAUUGGGUACAUUAAAGAUUCAGAGCGACUGGUCAUGGCGCCUCCCAAGCCUAUUACAGGGCAUUUGCACCGUCGUUAUUGUGUGUGGUAUUUGGGUGAUGCCAGAAAGCCCUCGUUGGCUAAUGAGCAAAGGGAGACACGAUGAAGCUAUGCACGUCCUGGUCAAAUACCAUGGCGAGGGGGACCAAGAUGACGCAUUUGUGCAACUAGAGUAUGCAGAGAUCAAAGCUGCCAUUGAUCUGGAUAAGGAGAUUGACCAAACUCGCUGGGUUGAUUUCUUGAAGACCAAAGGCAACCGGGAGCGCAUCGGCCUGAUCACUGCACUGGGUCUCUUCAGUCAAUAG
Messenger RNA from Penicillium daleae, 924 nucleotides. RefSeq lists its product as uncharacterized. Gene Ontology annotation, biological process: transmembrane transport; carbohydrate transport. NCBI's taxonomy places the organism in Eukaryota, Fungi, Ascomycota, Eurotiomycetes, Eurotiales, Aspergillaceae. The record is from RefSeq and is a predicted model, not a curated record. The transcript has 2 exons. Bases 1 to 924 code for a protein of 307 amino acids. Gene Ontology annotation, molecular function: carbohydrate:proton symporter activity. Gene Ontology annotation, cellular component: membrane.